AUGCGAAUUAAACUGCGUUUCUGCUCCCACUUUCUCCCUGGGAGAGAAGCGGCGGGUGCGCAUGCCCCUCACCCGCUUGGCCUGGUGUGUGCCUCGUGUCAAGGAACAGGUUCAAAUGAGUGCGAGCCUGUGCAUGCAGGGGACGCAUGUCAAGCCCCUCCAGGGUCCUCCACUGCCCCCCGGUCGAUCCGAUCCUCCUCGUCUGGGAACUCUUCCUCCUCUCCCUCCUCAACCUUUGCUUCUUCCUCGUCCUCUGCGUGCUUGUGUUCUUCUCUCCAGUCUCUGCAGAGAAGUGGAUGCGUCUCUGGAAUCUCCUUUGCAGUCUUUGAGGACAGCUGUGUGUUUGUGGAUCGUCGCAGCGUACGGACGAUUGGCCAGCUGAAAGCAGCGCUUCUCGCUGACCUCGCUCAGGGCCGCUUUCCAAAGACUCCCUCGUGUCUUCUCGCUCUUUCUGCGUGUGAAGACAGCCGAAAUGUCAACGCCUCCUGCUUCGCAGCGAGUUCUCGAGCCGCAGAGGUCGCGCUCGGCAAGCCUGUCGACCUCAUGCUGCGCCUCGAAAACUUCCUCCUUCCCGACAACCAGCCCAUCGACCUCCUGGACAAAGACGACGUCGUGACGGUGUGUCUGUACACUCCAGUGCCUGCACAGACAGCUGAGUCGCCGGGCCUUCUCCGCGGCUCUGCUGAGGCCCAGAGACACUCGCUGCUGCCCGCAACAGCCGCGGGCGCAAGAAAACGCGAGCGGUCUUCAGCGCCAGACCCCCGAAGCUCGGGUGGACGUCCAGCCAACCACGUGAAGAAGGGAUGCAAGGCGCUGAGUGCCGGCGACGCCCUGGACGAGAAAAGCAGCGAGGAGGACAGCAGCGAGGAGGAGAGCAGCGAAGAGGAGAGCAGCGAAGAGGAGAGCAGCGAAGAAUCCGAAGAGGAAGUUCCCCGAAAACCUUUUCAGAGGAGAGGAAAGCUCCAGCGUAUGCCGUCGACGCCUGGGAGGCCCUCGAAGGCUGCAGCGCGAGAGGCCAGCGGGAGAGGCCCUGCCUCGGGUGUAUGUACACCUGGGCCGAAGCGGGCCGCGGUGGCGGCCCUCUCCAGCGACGAGAGUUCCACCUCUUCUUCGUCUUCUUCUGACGAGGAAGCGCCGGGCUCUGCAGCCCCGACGAGUUGCUGGAAGAGGGAUCCUUUGUCCCCUGCAGAGAAGCGAAAGCUGAACGCGGCUCCCCGAGUACUGCACGAUCCGAAGAAGACGCGGGACGACGGCGGGAGUCGAAAGCCAGCAACGCCCCUCCCCGCUGGCCAGGCGCGCCAGACGCCGAGUCAAGCCAGCGGGACCGCGGCAGGCUCUGCAGGGCGCCGAGGCACGAGCAGCGAGGGAAAGCAGGAAAGGAAAACUGAGGUGUCUUCCAGCGACAGCGACGACAGCGCCGAGGCACCGAGGGCCGGUAAAGAGCUGCGCAGGCCCAAUGUGGCGCGCAUGCCCGCCGUCGUCGCGAAGGCCUUCGGCCUCGCUGCCGGGCGAGUCUCGGGUGUGCGUCAAUCUGGCGCUGGCGAAGCAGUCGCGUCUGCAGAUGCGCGUCAGGACUCGCGCUGCAUGCAGCCGAGGAACGGCGGCCGCAGUCAGAGGCAUCCCCAGCAGAUAGACGUGGACGCGCACCCGGCGCGGGCCUCGCCCCAGACACAGGAGACGCCGAUGGAGGCGGCAGAAGAGGCAGGAAAACCAGAGGAGACAGGAGAGACAGGCGGGUCAUGGACGGCGCCUCCCGCUCCCGAGGCACUUAUCCCUUGGCCGUCUGCCUCUUUGGAGAAGGUGAAAAUCCACCAGUGGCUUCAAGUGUGCUUCCUCACCCUGCAGGGCUUCCUGCCAACUCUGAGCAGCGAGCGCCUCGUUCGCGUCGAAGAAAAAGACCUGGCGACUGGCCGCGUGCGUCUCUGGGAGCACCGGGCCCCGAACGACCGCCCCCCAGCCUCGGGUGGAUGUACAUCCCAGGCCAGGCGGCGAGGCACAGGCUCCUGGCGGGACUGGUCGAGUCUGACGGAAAUCAAAGCGACUCCGGAAGUGGUGCAUGCAGACGCCGAAGGCCUGGAUAGCAGCCAGACGGCGUCGGCGGGUGCGGCCUCUCUCGGCAACGUUUCGCAACUUGAGACCGUCGACGGAGAGAACGGUGGAGCCAGCGGCGCAGCAUUCAAGUAUCAACCGAAGAGACUUCUCGCCCUGCAACAGCAGACCGUCCCUGAGGCGAUAAGCGGAAACGCUUUGCCUUCCGAGUCGCCUCUGCGCUUCACAUCCCAGACCGCCCCCCCAGAAAACGAAAGCCACUCAAAUUCUUCUCCCUCUUCUUCUCCCGCCUCCACUGCAGCUUCCUCUUCUUCUCCGUCUUCGGCUGGCUCUCCCUCCUCCUCCUCUGCUUUGGCGUUGAGUGCUUCUGCAGGUGUGGAGACCGAUGCUGCGCUGAAAGGAAGGUCCUCGAGUCGUUCGGAGAAGACAAGAGAGACUGCCUGGGAGGCCUUUCUUCUUUCAGGACUCGAGGUGGUUGUCAGCGAGGACGGCUCGGACUUGCUGGUGCGGCAUUUCGCGGCGGCGGGGGCGUUUCAUCUGCCGCUGCCUCGGGAUUUGCUGGACGCAUGCAAGCAGCACAUGCAGAAGCCACGAGCAACCUCCCGGGCGAAGAAGGCCCUUCAGGGCGGAACGCGGAACUCGACAGCAAGUCCCUCGGUCGGCGACAGAGAGGGAGAAACUGCGCGGAACGGGGAUGUUCUGCUUCACCUCGUUUCUCCCCGAACGUCGUCGACGACGGCCGCCGACUGCAACGCAGAGACAGCAGAGACUGUUGAGGAAGAAAAGGCACAAGGCGACUUCGGAGGCGACGAGAAAAGAGACGAACCGCAUGCGCUGGUCGUGGACCUCGACGCCGUCGAUGCAUGCGUGAAGACGAGCGCGCUGAAAAUUCUCCGAGAGAAACUCGAGCAAAGCCGGAAGGCUCUCAGAAGACAACUCGACUUUUACUUUUCACCAAGCAACUGGAGCAAAGACACACACUUGCGCUCCGUCGUCCAGCCUCUCCCAGCGGAGGUCGCAAACGUCGUGCAGCAGCAGAGACUGAACACAAAUCGAAAAACACCGUCCGACUCUUCGCCGACUGCCGAUUCGUCUUCCGACUCGUCAUCCGCUUCUUCGGACGUCUUGGUGGGGGUUCCGCUGCGCGAGGUGGCGGCGUUUCCUCGCGUUCAGGCGUUGACGGCGGACGAGGAAUUCAUUGCAGAGUGCAUGCGUUGUGGGGGAGGCUUGCAAUUCGUGCAUGCAGAGAAGGACGCGCAUGGCGACUGGUGGCUGAUUCGCACGGCGAAGGCAGAGGCGAGCGAUUUAGCUGCCAAUGCCGGAAAAGACAAGAAAGGCAACCCAGAGCCGAGACGCUCGCGGAGCGGUGGCAGGUGGGGGGGUCUGUCGGGGGUCGUCGCGAGACCUUGA
This is a messenger RNA of Toxoplasma gondii ME49, 3459 nucleotides long. RefSeq lists its product as hypothetical. The record is from RefSeq and is a predicted model, not a curated record. The transcript has a single exon. Gene Ontology annotation, cellular component: nucleoplasm; nucleolus. Bases 1 to 3459 code for a protein of 1152 amino acids. Lineage: Eukaryota; Apicomplexa; Conoidasida; Eucoccidiorida; Sarcocystidae.